AUGGCAGAAGAAUUGAAGAAAAAUGGACUGUAUGUCGAUGAGAAUCACAUUUUAAGGGUACUAGAACCAGCUAUCAUCAAGGAGACGCAAGACUUGAAGGAAGAAAAUGAGAUUUUCCAAGAGAAGCUUCAAGUAUUUCGGAGUGCAGGCAGCUCUAUAGCAAAAAACUUGAUUCUUCUUGGCGAAGUUGUUGAGAGACAAAAAUUGCUGGCUAUAAAUACUCAAAACUUGGCUAAUUCAUCGGCUAAGCAGAAGGAGAUUGAACAGCAACAAAUACAAACGAAAAUCGUUGAGAUGUCAUUGGAACUGGAUCGAUUAAAGAUUGAACUCAAAUAUUUGCAGAAAUGUGAAUCUGAGCUGCAAGAGAUUUUUGAUAAUUUUCGACAAAAUCAAUGA
This is a messenger RNA of Chironomus riparius, 396 nucleotides long. Lineage: Eukaryota; Metazoa; Arthropoda; Insecta; Diptera; Chironomidae. The record is from the annotation of a GenBank genome assembly.